Messenger RNA from Daucus carota subsp. sativus, 2506 nucleotides. Its product is annotated as 30-kDa cleavage and polyadenylation specificity factor 30. Gene Ontology annotation, cellular component: nucleoplasm. The transcript has 7 exons. Gene Ontology annotation, biological process: regulation of mRNA splicing, via spliceosome; mRNA splicing, via spliceosome. NCBI's taxonomy places the organism in Eukaryota, Viridiplantae, Streptophyta, Magnoliopsida, Apiales, Apiaceae. The record is from RefSeq and is a predicted model, not a curated record. Gene Ontology annotation, molecular function: metal ion binding; mRNA binding; N6-methyladenosine-containing RNA reader activity. Bases 140 to 2209 code for a protein of 689 amino acids.
AGUAUUUAAUUGAGUGCAGAUUUUUUUUAAAACCUUUCCUCCGGAAAAACUAAAAAGCCCUAAUUAAAACUCACGAUCACACACAAUUCCGCACAUACACACAACUACACAAGUCACAACUAUACAUCCAUUUCCGGCCAUGGAUGACGGCGAAGGUGGCCUGAGCUUCGAUUUCGAAGGCGGCCUCGACUCCGGGCCCACACAACCCACCGCCUCCGUUCCAAUCAUCCACCAACCUCCCUCUCUCCCGGCCGCCUCCGCGGCGAACACACCCUAUUCUGCUCCGCCGGCGGAUGUUUCCGAUCAGUCCGCACCGUCGAACUUCUCCGGACGGCGGAGCUACCGGCAGACAGUGUGUCGGCACUGGCUUCGCAGUUUGUGUAUGAAAGGGGAAGCCUGUGGGUUUUUGCACCAGUAUGAUAAGGCUCGGAUGCCGAUUUGUCGGUUUUUUCGACUUUAUGGAGAGUGUCGAGAGCAGGAUUGUGUUUAUAAGCAUACCAAUGAGGAUAUCAAGGAGUGUAAUAUGUAUAAGUUGGGAUUCUGUCCAAAUGGUCCUGAUUGUCGGUAUAGGCAUGCAAAGCUGCCAGGACCUCCACCUCCAAUGGAAGAAGUACUUCAAAAAAUUCAGCAACUGACAUCACACAAUUACAGUAACUCGAACAGAUUUUAUCAAAAUCGUAACCCCAAUUAUACUCAAAAUGCAGAAAGACCUCAGGUUCCAGCAAGUGCUAAUGGUGUCAAUCAAGUAAUGAAACCCACACCAACAGAGUCACCCAAUGUGCAGCAGCAGCAACAGGCCCAGCAACCAGUUAUCCAGGCCCAAGUUCAGAAUCUUUCUAAUGGCCAGCAAAAUCAAGCUAAUGGAUCUGCUAUUCCUCUGCCUCAAGGAAUAUCUAGGUAUUUUGUUGUCAAAAGUUGCAAUAGAGAGAAUUUUGAGUUGUCUGUGCAACAAGGAGUUUGGGCAACACAAAGGAGCAAUGAAGCUAAACUUAAUGAAGCUUUUGAUUCAGUGGAAAAUGUUAUUUUAAUAUUUUCAGUAAACAGGACUCGGCAUUUUCAGGGCUGUGCAAAGAUGACAUCUAAAAUUGGUGGGUCUGUUGUCGGCGGAAAUUGGAAGUAUGCUCAUGGAACGGCCCAUUAUGGAAGGAAUUUUUCAGUCAAAUGGUUGAAGCUUUGCGAACUAUCCUUCCACAAAACACGCCAUUUGAGGAAUCCUUACAAUGAGAACUUGCCAGUCAAGAUCAGCAGAGACUGCCAAGAGCUGGAGCCCUCGAUUGGCGAGCAGUUGGCUUCCCUGCUUUAUCUUGAGCCAGACAGUGAGCUGAUGGAAAUUUCACUAGCAGCAGAAUCAAAAAGGGAGGAGGAGAAGGCCAAGGGAGUUAAUCCCGAGGACGGGACUGAAAAUCAAGAUAUUGUUCCAUUUGAGGACAAUGAAGAGGAGGAAGAAGAAGAAAGCGAUGAAGAGGAUCAGAGCUUUAGCCAGGGAUUUCCAAUGAUGGGUCAAGGCAGAGGUAGGGGAAGGGGCAUGAUGUGGGCUCCUAACAUGCCUCUAGCACGAGGUGGCAGACCAAUGCCUGGAAUGCGUGGUUUUCCGCCCAUCAUGACGGGGCCUGAUGGAUUUCCUUAUGGACCUGAUGGUUUUCCUGUGCCAGAUAUGUUUAAUAUGGGACCCCGUGGUUUUGGUCCAUUUGGCCCUAGAUUCCCUGGUGAUUUUGCUGGCCCUGGGGGCAUGAUGUUCCAAGGCCGUCCUUCCCAUCCCGGAAACUUUCUGAACGGUGGAUUUGGAAUGAUGAUGGGUCCGGGAAGGGCUCCUUUCAUGGGAGGUGGACCUGGAGGAAGAGCUCUUCGUCCUGGACUUGGAGACCUGCAUCCCAUGUAUCCUCAGUCUCAACCGCAAUCCUCUCAGGCCUCAAACAGGGGUAAGAGGGAUCAAAAGGCCACAUCAAAUUAUAGGAGCGAUAGAUAUAGUGCAGGCUCAGAUCAAGGCAAGGGUGUGGAUGUAGCAGGCUUGGGUGGGCAGGAUAUUUCAAAGCAUCAGCGAAGAAUGAAUCCUGAACAAGAAGAUCAAAUAGGUGACGGGAAUAGCUUCAAGAAUAAUGAAAGUGAUAGUGAGGAUGAGGCACCAAGGAGGUCAAGACAUGGGGAAGGAAGAAAGAAGAGGCGAAGCUCUGAGCGAGACGCUACCGCAGGUUCUGAGGACCAGGAAUAGACAGUGACAUUAACAUGUGAUUGAUAUAUCGGUGAUUUGUAAGAACUGCAACUGUAUGAUAUUGAGAAAAUUAUUGACUUGUGUGAGAAUUAAAAUGCAAAGUUACUGGAUUUUGUUUCCCAACUAGCGGGAACUAUAUCUCACCCACUGUAUAAUAUGCGAUAUAAAAAUAUAGGUGAAACUGAGGUUAGGAUUAGUUAGAUGCUUGUAUUCUUAUACUUAACUAUUCAUUUCUGGGUUGGUGUCCCUAUAUGUGAAGGUUUGAAAACUUGCACUAUUUGAUUAUCAGAUUUUACU